UGGCAACAGGCGGGCUCCCUGCUCUGGUCCAGACGUGCGCUCCACCGCCGCUAUGGUUGCUGUGCCCACUGCCUGGUGCUCCAUCGCUCUGACCCUGCUCCUGGCCCUGCACGAAGGCAAGGGUCAGGCCGCUGCCACCCCAGAGCAGCCAGUGCCCUCGCCCCGUGCCCAAGGCUCCCACCUUCGGCCUCGGCGUUGUUCCUGCAGCUCCUGGCUCGACAAGGAGUGCGUCUACUUCUGCCACCUGGAUAUCAUCUGGGUGAAUACCCCUGGACAGACAGCUCCUUACGGCCUGGGAAACCCGCCAAGACGUCGGCGCCGCUCUCUGCUAGGGCGCUGUGAAUGCUCCAGCACCAGAGACCCUGCCUGUGCCACCUUCUGCCAUCAAAGGCCCUGGGUGGAAGCCAUGGCAAUCCCAGGCAUUGGGUCCCCUGCAGAUGGGUUCCAGGCUGACAAGACGUGGACCACUGCAGGACAGCUCCUCCAGCAGCUGAGGAACAUUUCUGCUGCCAAGAUCUGCUUUGCUAGGCGACAACAAGAGGCAAAAAGGAUGACCAGGCCUACACACUCCAGGCGGAAGAAGAGAUAGUGUUGAUAGCUGGAGGAACGUUGGGAAGAAAGCCGAUGUGGCGAUGGGAGGAGAGGGGCAGCCCAGGGCAGGGAGACCCUCCAUCUGUUUCCUGGGCCAGGAAACCCACCUGUGGGUUUGGCACAAGCUCUGGCCUCCUCGUCCUGAUGAGGGGAGCCUCCCUCAAGGCAGCUCCAAAGCAUCACACUGCCCAGGAAAGCCGUCAGCCCCCAGGCUACUGAUCAGCCUCCCACCCUGCCUCUGGCCCCACAUCUCUGCUGCAAGUAUACUGUGUGGGGAGCUCACCAACCUGGAGGCCACAUUCUGAGAGGUGUUCUCUCCGUUGGCUACAAAGCAGGAGUAACAUGCAGUGAUGGACGCUCACACCUAAGCCAGCCCUGGAGGCUGGAUGGGUCUGCCAAAUGGCUGGUGUCCUGGCUACCCCCCAUCUGUCCGUUCCAGCUCUCCCUCCCCAGAGUCUUUGUACCCUCAUACUCUCGGAACACUCCUGGUGAGACGGGCCUAUUCUGCUUCUGUCUGUAUAUAACUUAUUUGCUGUAAGAACUUUGAGAAUUCCGGUUAUUUAUUAUAA
Hipposideros armiger (great roundleaf bat) is the source of this 1160-nucleotide messenger RNA. RefSeq names its product endothelin 2 (gene EDN2). The record is from RefSeq and is a predicted model, not a curated record. Gene Ontology annotation, cellular component: extracellular region. The transcript is spliced from 5 exons. Gene Ontology annotation, molecular function: endothelin B receptor binding; hormone activity. Bases 53 to 589 code for a protein of 178 amino acids. Lineage: Eukaryota; Metazoa; Chordata; Mammalia; Chiroptera; Hipposideridae. Gene Ontology annotation, biological process: vein smooth muscle contraction; regulation of vasoconstriction; intracellular calcium ion homeostasis.